UAUGGCCUUAAAAGUUGCGUGUGCCUAGUAAAUCCAGUUUACCUACCUCCUAUCUAUUACCUGAGCAUUCUCCUCCAUACACUUGUUAUUUGGACGACGGGUAAUUUAAGAGGAGUUUCUUUUUUGCCAGGUCAAGGGUCCAGCUUCCGUGGUCCAGCUUCCGUGGCUGUAAACUACAUUUUACUAUUGUUCUUCUGAUAGCUGGUCAAUUAACCACCACAAUGGUUGACCGAACCUUUUACCCCGAAGGGGAAAAACCCCCUAAUAUACAAAACGCUACAACAAUUCCCUGCCAACAUAUCGGUAUGGGUGAUAUCUUAAUCCUUCAGGGACGCCCUUGUCAGGUCAUCCGUAUCUCGAUCUCGUCGGUUACCGGCCAGCACCGCUAUCUUGGCGUCGACCCCUUUACAAAACAGCUCCAUGAAGGAUUUUCUUUCAUCGUGAACCCUACUCCUGAUAUUGCAGUCCACUCUAUGCACUAUCCCGUUUUGAAACAGUACCGUGUUCUCGACAUACAGGAAAACUCUAUCGUAGCUAUGACUGAGACGGGCGACGUUAAGAACGGCGUCCCCGUCAUUGACCAGUCCAACCUAUGGAACCGUCUACAGGUGGCGUUCAAUGGUGGACGUGGAAUUUCCAGCGUUCUUGUUCUUAUUGACGGCGAUAAAGAGCUUGUUAUUGAUAUGAAAAUCUUCAAUCCUUCAACUCUGGGGGGACCGUCGACAAUACACGAGGCGGUAAUGACUGGCAACAAAUUAGCAUUGCAAGCGAUCUUAUCGAAGCACGAGAACAUUAAUGAAUUGGACACUGAGGGGACAGAGCUUUUUGCUGCUGUGGAGAGCGGCCGCAGGGACAUUGUUGAACUACUAAUUCAAUAUGGAGCCGAUAUAAAUGCCAUAGAUAAGCAGGGCAGGACGGUAUUGGACAUUGCUAUUUUUGUUUUGGAAGAUCCCUCUAUGGCCUCUAAACUUCUCAGUCAUAGGGCAUCGCCUACAGCGGGAAUCGCCGGAGAUGUGUUGGGUUUAUUACAAGCCUCCGCGGAAGGCUACCAAGGCAUAGUAGAGAGUCUAUUGAAAGAUGGUGUUGAUGUUAACGGACAUGACAGACUGGGAUAUACGGCGCUUCAUGAAGCAGCCAUCUUCGGCCAUCAUGAUAUUGCCAGUCAGCUUAUCCGUCAUGGCGCAGAUAUCAACGCCAGGGUAGCAUUGGGAAAGGAUACAGUACUACAUACAGUAGUCUGUGGGGACAGAAGUCACCGAGUCUUUCUCGGGCUAGGUAGUCGAGGGAGAAACCCAGUGCUUGGCAGCGGCCAUGUUGAAAUCGUGAAGACUUUAUUGCAAAAUGGGGCUACUGCCAGUCAGAAGCGACAUGACGGACGUACUAUGGAGGACUUACUGAAAGCAAAGCUUUUAGACUUGGGCUUAUCCGAACCUGAGCAACGUGUUCUCCAGCAAAUACAGGAGAUUUUGAAGAAUCAUCCCAAGGUACAGGCAAAAGAGAUCCGAGGCGAGUCUAAUACAAAAGUAGCAAAGUUCGACAACGAGAAAGCACGCGUGUGUGACUUAUUCAACGCUCGAAUCCAAUACCAUACUUCUGGGUUUUAUUUACCGCGAGAAGUAUCGAUCAGAAAAUUCAUAUACCAUCAAUGGGAGCAUGCGACCGACCAAGACGAGAGCAUUCAGCCUAUAACAUUGGCGAAAGAAAUGGAAGGGAAGCAAUAUUGGAGAUGGAUACAUCUUCCCGCAAACAAUAAAAUUUGGGUUAAGGAUACGAUUCGUAAUUUAUACGAAAGCUCUGAGAUUAGCCUAACAUUGGAUAACUUCAAAGAGGUUAUCCGCUUCAUAGACAGUUCAUACAAUGAGUACAAAGGUUCAAUAUCUGAUAUACGCUUACGAAGACCAUCCUUCAAACGAUGCCCUAAGUCUGACCACCUCUUUUCAAUGGUUGUACCAUACUUCGAUGUAGAAGCUCUUGAAAACUAUAUAAGUCGCAGAGAAAAUGAACAGUCUCCAUUCCGCAAGAGACAGGAUCUGGAGAGGGUGUACCGCAAAUUCGGCGACGAACCCGAAGAUUUACAUAUUCCAUACUCCCUAGACCAGUUCUACUACUCGUUCCUUAACGACUCUACCGAUAGAGAUAAGACCCAGGUUGUCGUCAAAUACGCGGAGCUACGGAAGAAGAGAACCAAAUCCAAAUCGCCUUACAAGUUGGCUACGUACCAACCCGAAGAAACCGAGGAGAGCGAAACCUCCUCUAACAAGUCGAAAGCCCCUCAAAAUCCCAAGAAACUUCUUAUGGUGAACCAAAUGUGGCUCUGGAAAAUCAGCUCAGACACUUUCAUUACGGCAUUCCCGGAUCGUUCGUACAGCAGCUCCGAGGUCGAGCUCUUGACUCAAAUCUCCCAGGGCAUGGCAGAGGAUCUGCCGGCAACCAUAGAUUCAACCAUCAUGAAAGUUUUAGACAGCGUUGUUGGGUUCGUUGAUGCACCAAGCAACGCCGGGUUGGAUGAAAAUGUCUUUGAUAUUUUCGAGCAGAGCAUUGCGUAUGAAGCUCAAGCGGAAACGGAGUGUUUUAGGGAAUUCACCAAGUGGCAAAAGAUUUCAUGGAUACGAGACAGUGAUGCAUCCCAAGCAGAAGCGAAUGAUACCAGCUUCGCGAGAAAAGUGAAAAUGCAAGAAGAAAGCGCGGAGUAUCAGGAGAAGGAGAAGAAGCUGUGCGACAUAACGAAGGAGGUCGAACAUCUCAGCGAGAUCAAAGAUAUCCGGGACGAGCUCAGGAUGAUCGAACGAGUUCUCGUGGACCAGAAAGUGCUUAUUAACCAGUACCGAAGCAUGCUCAAGGAAGAAGACGCGGAGGACCAUCUCUACCCUACGAGCCAGGAUCUCGACGGACGUGUUUCCAAAGUAGAGAGACUCGAAAAGGACGCGCUGUGGGUUGAAAACUCGAUAAAGAGUCUCCUAGACCUUAAGCAAAAGCAGGGAAACCUAAACGACGCAAUAGAUACGCACUGGCUAGCCAACGACGGGCACAAGAGACAAAAAGCCGGCGAGAGACAGAAUCAGUUGCUCUUUGUGUUCACUAUGAUAACCGUGGUGUUCACUCCCAUGUCGUUCGUAACAAGUUUCCUCGCCAUUCCUAGUCGCGACUUUCCCCAGAACGAUGCAGGCGACUCUAUUGGCUGGCGAUGGUGGCAAGUCCUUAUCUCGAUACUGGUCUUAGAGGCCGUCACAUCAUUUUGGAUUCUAGGGUACUGGUUCGACAAGAAAUGGUAUAAGAGUGUAUACGAAAGGGUCCUUUGGGAUAUUGAACGAACCCGGAUUCGAAUCUCGGGUCCGGAUUUAACGAUUGCGGAUCCCUUUUUGCGAUAGAAACAGUUUGAAGUCAAGGUAAGCCGAAUACUAGUGGAA
Daldinia caldariorum is the source of this 3407-nucleotide messenger RNA. RefSeq lists its product as uncharacterized. The record is from RefSeq and is a predicted model, not a curated record. Gene Ontology annotation, biological process: transmembrane transport; metal ion transport. Bases 222 to 3368 code for a protein of 1048 amino acids. Lineage: Eukaryota; Fungi; Ascomycota; Sordariomycetes; Xylariales; Hypoxylaceae. Gene Ontology annotation, molecular function: protein binding; metal ion transmembrane transporter activity. Gene Ontology annotation, cellular component: membrane. The transcript is spliced from 9 exons.